UCCAGCUGCAGCUUCAAUGUCCAUUGAAGCUGCAGUUGAUUGUUAUGAAUUCAGACGGUGAACCUCUCCUACCUAACUUCCAAUUUCAAAUAAUUUGAUGGACCCACCAAAAACCCUAAUAAAUUGCAUAUAUCAUCUUUAUAAUUAAUUACAAGUUGUCACCACUAAAUCCUCCUUGUAAACUUGGAAUCUCCGCCGUAGAUUUGACGGAGUUUUCGAUCCAAAACCAGGCAAAGUCGUUAAUUCCCACCUGGUCUUUGCAGCUCAAAACCCAGUUGCUGUAAUUCUGAAUCCUGAUCUUUCAAUUUUCACAUCACAUCCUUUGAUCACCAGAAACUUUCACCAGUAAUGGCAAUUUCUAGUGAUUCAAUCAUUAGAUGCCAUCAGAAAAUCUUUGCAAAGCACCCAAUUCUUGAAUUAGAGAAUGGGGUUUUUAGAAUAGCUGUGGGUGCUCGUGGGGUUUCUUGCAGUACAAGAAAGCUAAGAAGUAAGGCUAGAGUUGGAGUCAGACCAUUGGCAGAAGCAAGUGUUGAGGGCUUGAAGAAUUUUGAGGGGGAUUUAGACUUUGGAUUGGAUGCUGCGGCCGAGAGGGAGUUGACAGAAAAAGGGUUCUCAGGGAUGAGGAAGACGAAGCUGGUGUGUACUAUAGGGCCGGCGUGUUGCUCAUUGGAAGAUUUGGAGAGAUUGGCUAGAGGAGGGAUGAAUGUGGCUAGGCUUAAUAUGUGUCAUAAUACAAAGGAGUGGCACAGAGAUGUUAUUAGGAAGAUCAAGAGGUUAAAUGACGAAAAGGGGUUUUGUGUUUCAGUGAUGAUCGAUACUGAAGGCAGCCAGAUUCAUGUAGUUGAUCAUGGAGCUCCUUCUUCUCUGAAAGCAGAGGAAGGUUCAGUUUGGGUAUUUACAGCCCAAAAAUUUGAAGGUUCACGUCCAUUCACGGUUAGAGCAAACUAUGAAGGGUUCUCUGAAGGCAUUAUGGUAGGCGAUGAACUGAUCAUUGAUGGAGGAAUGGCAAGCUUUCAAGUAGUUGAAAGGAUGGGAAAUGAUUUGCGUUGUAAGUGCACAGAUCCUGGUCUACUCCUACCCCGAGCCAAAUUGAGCUUCUGGCGGAAUGGGAAACUUUCUUACCAAGGUCAACCAACUAUAUCAGAAAAGGACUGGGAAGACAUUGAUUUUGGAAUUUCCGAAGGUGUUGAUUUUGUUGCUGUGUCAUUUGUAAAUGAUGCGGAGCCUGUCAAACAUCUGAAGAACUAUCUCUCAACCAAGGCAUCAAAAUCAAUAAGAGUAUUGGCAAAGAUUGAGAGCCUGGAGUCUCUUCAGAAACUGGAAGAAAUUGUAGAGGCUUCUGAUGGAAUUAUGGUGGCUCGUGGUGACCUAGGAGUAGAAGUUCCACUUGAACAGAUUCCAGCAGUCCAAGAGGCGAUAACUGAUAUUUGCCGGCAGCUGAAUAAGCCAGUGAUUAUAGCUUCUCAACUUCUUGAGUCAAUGGUUGAAUAUCCAACACCAACACGUGCAGAGGUUGCAGAUGUAUCUGAAGCAGUUAGGCAAUAUGCUGAUGCAAUGAUGUUGUCUGGUGAGUCGGCUAUUGGAUCAUAUGGAGAGAAAGCUCUUUCUGUCUUGCGAAUGGUCAGUGGUCGAAUGGAACUUCAGAGUCGUGAAGAAAACCGUCAAAAUGCUCUCCAUCAAUGUCAUCUUGGAGAUUCAUUACUUGAUUGUAUAUCUGAAGAGAUAUGCAAUUCCGCGGUUGAAAUGGCUAAUAAACUUGGCAUAGACGCGAUCUUUGUCUACACAAAGCAUGGAGAGAUGGCAUCACUCCUUUCUCGCAACCGUCCAAAUCCGCCCAUAUUUGCUUUUACCGAUGAUACCGAUGCUCGGAUGGCUUUGACUUUGCAGUGGGGAGUUAUCCCCAUCCUUACUGAUUUAUCAGAUGACAUGGAAUCCAACAUAUCGAAAACCAUUGAUCUUAUAAAAUCUAAAGGCAUGAUGAAAGAGGGAGAUGCUGUUUUGAUAGUCUCAGAUCUCACUCCAGCUUGUGCAACUCGAACAGCCUUCCAGUCAAUCCAGGUGAAGACCAUUGUGUAGGAAAAACGGUCAUCUUCAAAAUACCCACUUGUCAAAGAUACUUGGGAAGGUAAUGUAAUGGCAGAAACUCUCAAGAGUCUAUGGUGAAACUGAAACUGCUCGACUGCCUUUUCCAUGCAUCUUGCAAAUGGUCAAAUUGCAAUGACAAUCUCUUUGUGUUGCCUUGGCAGAAAAAGUUGUUUAGCUUAGCACAGAUUGUUGAACCAGAUUUUACAGAUCAUUGUGUUAUGAUUUGUUUACAUGUUUUCCCCUAAACUUGUGAUUUUCAUGUCGUUAAAUUUGGAUCAGAUCUAAUUCACCAAAAAAUUAAUUCA
Molecule: messenger RNA, 2390 nt
Organism: Manihot esculenta (cassava)
Lineage: Eukaryota; Viridiplantae; Streptophyta; Magnoliopsida; Malpighiales; Euphorbiaceae
Product: pyruvate kinase isozyme A, chloroplastic
Exons: 7
Coding region: 349-2076 (575 amino acids)
Biological process (GO): glycolytic process
Cellular component (GO): cytoplasm
Molecular function (GO): pyruvate kinase activity; magnesium ion binding; potassium ion binding
Source: RefSeq, a predicted model, not a curated record